AUGAAAUCAUCCAUUGAGGAUCAAGAGGUCUCUGAGCAAUCAAAACAGCUGGAUAAAAUAACCCAACUGCUGGAAUCGUACAAGCAGCAAGUCGCUGAUAUUCGCGAAAGAGCUCAAAAGCGGCAAGACAUCAGGAAGCGAAAGGAGGAACUGCUGAACAGGAAGCGCAUGUUACUGAAGCAGCUCGAAAAACAAGAGGUGGCAGAAAGAGAAGCAAGAAAGGUCCGAAAACCUGUCGAGCCAGCACUGCAAGCUUUGGACAACAUUCUAGACGAUGCAAUGGAAAAGAUUGAGAAUAGCCCGAGCGAGCCAAGGUCACCAAGGAAAGGUCUUCGCCUUAACACCGCAUCAGCAGCGGAGCAGCCAGCAGAUAAUCCCAUGGUUCCGCUGCGAAAGAUUGGACCGGGCUCGAUUUCUGUCCUGUAUAAGUCGCGCUCGCCAGACGGGGUUGCGAAGACUGCAAAGACAAACACACCACUUAAUGCGUUUGUUCCAAAGAAACCAAGCGACGCACUUCGUCUCUACGUGCCGCCUUCUGGCUUUGUACCAAUCGACAAGGAUCAUAUUGUCAGUUUCGAGGGCUCAGUACCAGACCUCCAGUCCGAGGUCUUGCAAAUGGCCAAACGCCUCGAAAGCUCCUACCCCCGUAUCGGCAGUCUUCCGUACGAUGUCUGGACGAGUAAAAACAAAGCCACCCUGCAAACAUGGCUCAAGAUUUUGGUGAGCAAGUGGAAAACGCGCUUCGACAACGUUGAGCAGACUGGGCAAAUUGAAAAGGAUAUUGUAGACGAGCGGUUACGCAGUGUAUUGGAUGCCAUGGUUCGCGAUCAUGAUCUGAGCAACGAGGCCGCGGAGCGCAUGGCCAUGCGGUGGCAUGAGAUUUUCGAUCGGAAAGGAGCCAUGGAUGGAGACGCAGAGGGGGUGCUGGAUUGGGAUGAGUUUAACGCUGAAGGUCUGGGAUUCUUGACUGACGAGACUACACCUGCGUCGACACGGCGACAGAAACAAAAGACACAGACACUGUUCGGCAGCCAGAGGCCUUCGCUGUCUAACACCUCAGCCAGCAGAACUGCGUCUGCACCGAGAAUGUACUCGACGUCGUCUCGCUCCUCACAACCAGCUCAGGAAAAGCCAAACGACCAUGCCAGAAACGCAGCAUCCAACGCACCGGCGUCUUCCCUCCCGCACUUGACGGAAUCAGGCUCAGCACACAUGGUCUCCGUCUCCGCAAAACCACACACGGUCCGCACCGCCAUCGCCGCCGGCUCAGUCUACUUUACCAAUCCCACUCCGCUCUCUCUCAUCCAGUCCAACACUCUCAAAAAGGGCGAUGUACUCGGCGUAUCCCGCAUCGCGGGUAUCAUGGCGGCGAAGAAGUGCCCGGACCUGAUUCCACUGUGCCAUCCCAUUGCCCUGACCCACGUGGGCGUGGAGCUGAAGCCUUUUUCCAGCAAAGACGAUACGAAGAGCAGUGAUGCGCAUGGCUACGGCGGCGUACACAUCGAGGCCAAAGUCCAAUGUACGGGGCCGACAGGCGUGGAAAUGGAAGCCCUGACGGCCGUCAUGGGCGCGGCGCUCAGCAUCGUGGACAUGUGCAAGGCCGUGGAUAAGUUUCAGCGCGUGCAGGAUGUGCGCGUUGUGCUGAAGGAGGGCGGCAAGAGUGGCGUGUGGAGGGAGGAAGGGUGGGCGAGUUGGCAGGGUGAAUAA
This is a messenger RNA of Exserohilum turcica Et28A, 1707 nucleotides long. RefSeq lists its product as uncharacterized. Bases 1 to 1707 code for a protein of 568 amino acids. The transcript has a single exon. The record is from RefSeq and is a predicted model, not a curated record. Lineage: Eukaryota; Fungi; Ascomycota; Dothideomycetes; Pleosporales; Pleosporaceae. Gene Ontology annotation, biological process: Mo-molybdopterin cofactor biosynthetic process.